This is a messenger RNA of Diabrotica virgifera virgifera (western corn rootworm), 1355 nucleotides long. Its product is annotated as clavesin-2. Gene Ontology annotation, molecular function: phosphatidylinositol bisphosphate binding. Lineage: Eukaryota; Metazoa; Arthropoda; Insecta; Coleoptera; Chrysomelidae. The transcript is spliced from 7 exons. The record is from RefSeq and is a predicted model, not a curated record. Gene Ontology annotation, cellular component: membrane. Bases 187 to 1110 code for a protein of 307 amino acids.
UCGCUUGUAACAGAACGAUAAGUUUAGCUAAAACAAUUGGUUUUGUUUAAAGCAACGUGUUUGUUGAUAGUAUAACAUAAUAAUAAUAUCAAUGUGUUAGUGUAAAAUGAUAGGUAAGAUCGCACAUCAGUCCCGGUGAGAUUAGCUAAUUUUCUUAUAAAUUGCCAUCAUUAUAACGUAGUGUCCAUGGAUACGAAAAAGUGGCUGACUUGGAACCAAGACGAAGCAUUGGGUAGGGCACUGAAAAGAAAUGGAAAAACCCUAAAACAACUGGAAGAUGAUAUGCACAUUAUCAAAGACUGGAUGAAAACUCAACAUCACUUACCAGAAGUAGGAAGUGAUGGUUUAAUAAGAAACUUUUUAUUAGGAAAUAAGUUUAGCAUAGAACAAACUAAAGAAAAAGUAGAUAUGUACUACACUAUCCGCCAUAUGAUGCCAGAAGUCUAUGACCAUUCUAAUAUCAAUAAGCGACAUCUGAAAAAAAUUGCUGAUCAAUUAUAUUUCUUUCCUUUGCCCAAAAGAACUGAAGAAGGUUCAAGAGUUACGGUCUGCAAACUAAUGGACACCUGCACCGACAACUUCGAUUUUUACAAGUAUAUGGCUUAUGGUUGCAGCAAUAUGGAAGUGCGAUUUCAGGAGGAUGUGUUAUAUGACGAAAUUAUUGUUAUCGAUUUAGAAAACGUGAAAAUGGGACAUAUUUUUAAAUCGUCGCCUUUCCAUUUGAAGAAAAUGCUGACAAUAGUCGAGAAAGUUUAUUCCAAUAAGCUGAAAAAGAUACACAUGGUCAACUGUCCUACAUUUGCCGUUAACACGAUUAAUGCACUCAAACAACUGAUCAAGCCCAAAUUGGCCAGCCGGAUAUUCGUACACGAGGGCACAGAAACACUUUCUAACCAUAUUUCAGUGAAAGUUCUUCCUACAGACUAUCAGGGAUUGGAACUCUCCCUUCAAGAAUUAAACGAAAUGUGGAAAAUAAAACUACAAGAUCACAAGGACCGCUUCGACGUACUCGAUACCCUAAGAACCAAUGAAAGUUUACGGCCUUCAGCCUUACAAAAUGACGAGAUAUUAGGCUACCAUGGCAACUUCAGAAAAUUAUCGCUGGACUAGGCAACCAGUCAUCUCAAAAACGUCGUUGUUCAUUAUUCGUGAUAUUAAUUAAUAUUUACAAUGUAGAUGAUUAUCACGAAUGAAAAUUUUAUUUUGAACAAAAUAAUCAAGAUCUUAAUGUCUGGUAAAAAGGGCAUAAAGGAAAUUGAAAUAUUACAGUUUUAUGUAAUUGAUUAGAAUUAUAGCAUAAUUAGGUUAUAUAAUAAUGUUAGAAAUAAAAUUAUAGAAUAAAAUUUUAAAAAACA